UCUGACUUGGUGCCUACCCCCCCCCUAUCACCAAUUGUAGUCGGAUCCUUACAGACAAGGACACAGUGAGAAUCCAGACAUCUGCUGCUCAUAUGAAUCGUCUCACCUCUCCCUGAAAGCUGCCAUCAUGCUCUGGAAACUAGUGGAAAAUGUCAAGUAUGAAGAUAUCUACGAGGACCGCCAUGAUGGGGUGCCCAGUCACAGCUCCAGGCUGUCCCAGUUGGGAUCAGUCUCCCAAGGACCCUAUUCGAGUGCCCCACCGCUGUCUCAUACCCCCUCCUCGGACUUUCAGCCUCCCUACUUCCCCCCUCCAUACCAGCCACUUCCUUACCACCAAAGCCAAGACCCCUACUCUCAUGUCAACGACCCCUACUCGCUCAACCCCCUACACCAACCCCAGCAACACCCUUGGGGACAAAGGCAGAGGCAAGAUGUGGGCUCGGACAGUGGAUCCCUCUUGCCCCAGCCCAGGGCAUCUCUCCCCCAGCUUUCUGGACUGGAUCCCAGGCGGGACUACCACUCAGUCAGGAGACCAGAUGUUCUCCUACAUUCAACCCACCAUGGCCUGGACUCUGGGAUGGGGGACAGCCUGUCUCUGCAUGGGAUUGGACACCCAAGUAUGGAUGAUAUCCAGUCGGUGGAAGAUGCCAAUAAUGCCAUGAACCUGCUGGACCAGUCUGUCAUCAAAAAAGUGCCAGUCCCCCCCAAGUCCGUCACCUCCCUAAUGAUGAACAAGGACGGGUUCCUGGGCGGAAUCUCAGUAAAUGCCGGAGAGGUUUUCUGCUCGGUACCGGGGCGCCUGUCCCUGCUCAGCUCCACCUCCAAGUACAAAGUCACCGUGGGGGAGGUGCAGAGGCGCCUGUCCCCCCCCGAGUGUCUCAAUGCCUCCCUGCUGGGCGGGGUCCUGAGAAGAGCAAAAUCAAAAAACGGGGGUCGGUCUCUGAGGGAGAGGCUGGAAAAAAUCGGGUUGAAUUUGCCCGCAGGCCGGCGCAAGGCAGCCAAUGUCACUCUCCUGACCUCCCUAGUGGAAGGGGAAGCGGUACAUCUAGCCCGGGACUUUGGGUAUAUCUGUGAGACGGAGUUCCCCGCUAAGGCUGUAUCCGAAUACUUGAACCGGCAGCACACGGACCCCACUGACCUGCACUCCAGGAAAAACAUGCUGCUGGCUACAAAGCAACUUUGUAAAGAGUUCACAGAUCUUUUGGCCCAAGACAGGACGCCCAUAGGCAACAGUAGGCCCAGUCCAAUUUUGGAACCCGGAAUCCAGAGCUGCUUGACUCACUUCAGUCUCAUCACCCACGGCUUUGGUGCUCCAGCCAUAUGUGCCGCCCUUACGGCUCUUCAGAAUUACCUUACCGAGGCCCUCAAAGGAAUGGACAAGAUGUUUCUGAAUAACAACAGUGCCAACAGGCAUACCUCUGGGGAAGGACCAGGUAGUAAAAACGGAGAUAAGGAAGAGAAACACCGAAAAUGAAAGAAGCACAUACUUUUACCACCUUUCAUUUUAGCUUUAAAAAAAUAUUGGACUGGCUUUUGGGAAAUACAAACAAAUAUAUAUAAAUAUAUCAGAAAGAGCCCAAGAAUUGGUGAUCCAGCGCACGAAACAGGGGCUUGCCAUAAGAGGAACUGGAGAGUCUUCAUUGGACUUUUUCUUAGUAACGCCAUCAUUUUUAAGGGCAAAAAUAAAAAAAACAAACAAACAAACAAACAAACAGUUUUUAGAAUCUCCCCAAAUGGACAAUAUUUAUUGGAGGAUAACUGAAAAAAAAAGACUUUUUUUUUGUUUCAUUUUUAACAUUCCUUGGUUUCCUAAAAUGCACGUCCACUGGUACAUGUUUCCUUCAGAAUUAAAAAAAAAAAAUUGAAAAAGAAAAAAAAAUGAUGAGAAGAUACAUUUUUGGACCUUCAGAUAUGUGUGUGAGUCCGCCGGUAACUUGAACAUGUGUAACGUCUAACUCUGGACUUCAGUUGCGAGUCAGAUGGGAACAAUGGCUCAGAGAGGAUCUUUUGUCUUCUGUACAAGGCACAGGUGUCCCCUAUCCCCCCGGCUUUUUAUUCUUCAGUUCCAAUCAGACAUUUUAUUGUAAGAUAUGUGAUUUGAAUAUUCAUCAUAAAUAUUUACCAAGUGCAUUGUGCUUGGUUAAACCCA
Messenger RNA from Xenopus tropicalis (tropical clawed frog), 2149 nucleotides. RefSeq names its product transcription factor AP-2 beta (gene tfap2b). Gene Ontology annotation, molecular function: DNA-binding transcription factor activity. The record is from RefSeq and is a predicted model, not a curated record. Lineage: Eukaryota; Metazoa; Chordata; Amphibia; Anura; Pipidae. Bases 128 to 1474 code for a protein of 448 amino acids. Gene Ontology annotation, cellular component: nucleus. Gene Ontology annotation, biological process: regulation of DNA-templated transcription. The transcript has 7 exons.